GCUGCAUGCCGGUGGCUGCAUCGCUAUGUCAGCUUCGGAAGCAGCGCAGUAUGCAACUGUGUGCGUUCUGCAGCUAAUAGACUGCUGGGUACCCCGGGACCGCCAUUCAUGCCUCAAUGGUCCAUAUCAAACUCUCCAGACAAUAUAGCAUUAUUCCCUGUCGGAAGUUCAGAUGAAGGACCUAUGGCCACCAUGUCUGCAACCUUCAACGACAUACUAUAUGCGGAAAAUUCUAGUUUCUCGGUGGUGUUGCUCGUCAUAGGGGCUCUGUCCAUCGGUUGGGCAGUACAAAGACUCCGUCGAUACUAUGCUGCCUGGGUAGAUGUUCCAGUCGUUGGGGAUCAUGGGGCCAUUGGAGCAUGGAUCGCUGCUUAUAAGUGGGAAAAGAACGCUCGGCAUCUCAUCCAGGAGGGCUACGAAAAGCAUCGGGACUACGCGUUUCAGGUUGCAACGCCCAGCCGCUGGGAGGUUUGGAUCUGCAACGACCAGAUGGUCAAAGAAUACAAGAAUUUGAUGGACGAGGACUUCUCCGCCAACGCAGUGACUGCCGACCUCUUCCAGACAGAAUGGACUCUUCCUGGCGCAGCCGAAGGCGUCCAUAAAAUUCCCAUUCCGUUGCUUCACAAGGGCCUGACGUGGCAACGGGGUCGAUCACUCGCCAAGGAUGACCCAUACUUUCAACAAUUUGUCACGGAGUUUUUUCACGCCUGGGAAGUCGAAACCAAUAUAACAGGGGACGGAUGGAACGAGCUUUGCUGCUACGAGAUCGGCACACGCAUUGUAGCGCAUCUUACCGCGAAGUCGCUCGUCGGAUAUCCCCUCUGUCGUGAUCCUGAGCUCAUCGAACUUUUUGCAGCGUACGGGAACGCAGUACCCAUUAGUGGGUUCUUUAUCUCCAUGUUUCCUGAGUUUAUGAAGCCCUUCGUCGCCCGAUUCUGCCAGGCCCCCAAAAUGGCAAGCCGGUUGGACCAGAUGUUUCUCGACGAGAUGGAACGGAGAGCGGCGGACCCUCCAAAGGAGCCAGGUGACAUCAUGGAUUGGACAUGGCAGUAUACGGAGAAAAAUGAGCCGGGCGUGUAUCAAAGAGUCCACAUUGCGCGCUCCAUCACGUCGUCUGUCUUCGGUGCCAUUCAUACGACAACCCAGGUUCUCGCUCAUUGCCUCUUUGAGCUCGCCGUACGAUCGGAAUACGUUGAUCCUCUGCGACAGGAGGUUGAGCAGGCAUUCGAGUCGCACAACGGCUGGACGAAGAGUGCGAUCGAGUCAAUGCCGAAGCUCGACAGCUUUGUGAAGGAGUGCCAGCGGUUUAAUCCUCUCGACUCUGGCUCGCUCGCUAGACGCGCCACCCGCGACUUCCAAUUUCAAAACGGCUUGAAAAUCCCCCGAGGGACAUUUGUUUUCUCACCGAAUGCUCCCGUGCUGUUCGACGAGCGGUACUAUCCCAAUGCGAGCGAGUUCGACGGAUAUCGCUUUUACAAACUCGGCCUGGAAACCGGAAAACCUGCGGACCACAAGUUCGUCUCGACUAACCCCAGGUAUCUCCAGUUUGGAGAUGCAAGACAUACCUGCCCGGGUAGGCAUAUGGCUGCAGAUGAAAUCCGACUCAUGCUUGCACACAUUCUGAGAAAUUAUCACAUUUCUACCAAGGAUCAUGGGCCCAGACCGGAAAAUUGGUUCUUUAAGAAGAUUUUGUUCCCAGAUAUGAGCGGUUUGGUUGUAUUGAAGCCUCGGCAGGCUGGGAAGAGAGGGGAUGUAGUGGUCUAGUUUGUUGCUGAGGGCUAGUUCCUAUGUUCGAUGGUUUCAGUUUUGUGAAGUUCAUCUCUCCGUAGCAACAGAAGCUCUACAACACUGGGAUGCAUUGGACUCCUCAAGCAUUCGGAAUCUGCGUGUCAGCCUCCUCUCUGGGCUCAGCGAGUAGGAUCACCAAGUUCAAAGGCCGCGCCAUAAAGUCCAGGUUGUGGUAUCUGCAAGGGAAAUUAGGAAAACCAGAGGGCUUUGAUACCGGCGCCAAACAGUAUUAUUUCACAGCAUCUUUUGGAACACUCCUUGCGGACCCUUGCGUCACCGGAAAGGCAAUUGUAC
Messenger RNA from Aspergillus candidus, 2082 nucleotides. RefSeq names its product cytochrome P450. Gene Ontology annotation, molecular function: monooxygenase activity; heme binding; oxidoreductase activity, acting on paired donors, with incorporation or reduction of molecular oxygen. The transcript is spliced from 11 exons. The record is from RefSeq and is a predicted model, not a curated record. NCBI's taxonomy places the organism in Eukaryota, Fungi, Ascomycota, Eurotiomycetes, Eurotiales, Aspergillaceae. The coding region runs from base 109 to 1764 and encodes 551 amino acids.